Molecule: messenger RNA, 5901 nt
Organism: Cydia strobilella
Lineage: Eukaryota; Metazoa; Arthropoda; Insecta; Lepidoptera; Tortricidae
Exons: 6
Coding region: 172-900 (242 amino acids)
Source: RefSeq, a predicted model, not a curated record
GGUUGUCAUGUCCACUGGCUAUCGACUUUUUGUAGAAGUUUAUUAUACUCGAAUUCAAUUUCAAUAGUCGUUUAAGUUUCGAAAUGUGAAAUAAAACUUGGUGGGAACAUUGUGUCGAAUAAAAUUACUGCUGUGGUACUUUUUUGGCAGCUUCUAAUAUUAUUUUCCGUCAUGUCGGAUCGUUCUAUAGCCUCCCGACCUAGUCUGGAGCAGGUGGUGGCAAUUGUAGACUUCAUGGAAAAACACCAAACUCUGGGUCUUGGGUUAUUGCGAGGACUGGAAGGGCGGGAGGAGAGCAAGAAGUUAUGGUUCCAGCUUACUAGGAUAGUUAAUGGCAUAACUGGACCUACAAGACCUAUGAAAUCAUGGAUUAAAUAUUGGGCCGACAAGAAAUCCACUGUAAGGAAUAAAGUUAUCUCAGGCGGAGGUGAUCCUAACAGCUUGUGUUCCAAUAUUGAGAAGAAGAUAUGGGACUUGUUUCUAGCAAGUGAUGUAGGUAAAUCUACUAAGUCCCGCAGUUCAGUAAAGCAGGAGUCCCAUUUUGUAGAUGACAACUUUUUCAAUGAGGACAGUAUGGAGCCAAACCAUAUUGAGUCUGAACCAGUACUAGCCUUUGAGGAGCCUAUGAUGGAUAACGAGGAGCGCCAAGUAGCUGUCAUGGAGAAAUUAGUAAAAGUGAUGAGCGACCAAGCUGCGGCGAUGUCGCAAAUGGCGCACGCCACCCUAGUCAACUCGCAGGCCAUGGAGCGGUUAGCGGAGUCCUCUCAUAUACAGGCGCGAGCACUGGAGCGGCUAGCGUCCACGUUCGGGAACAUAGCGGGCGCGACGCACGACAUCAGAGGCUCCAUCGUCGACAUCGACUCCACCAUGAAGAGGUUCUACUCCACGUCGCCGACGUAGCACAGGUAUUUGUGAGAUAGUGCGCCGAGGACUAUCAUUUACUACUCUAGUCAUAACUUAAUUAGUCCAUGUCCACUGACAUAUUACUAUAUGCGUGGGUGUAGUAUUUAUAGGUGUAUUGGAACGGCGCUAUUAGUUGUUUAGUAACUGCAUUGUUUAACUUUAAGGUCAUGUUACUAGAAUCUUAAAAUAAGAUUCUGAAUAACUCUAUGGGCUCUGAUUAUUACCUAUGGUCGCUUCUCUCUCUCUCGGGUUAUCGGCCCUCCUAACAUGUUUCCAUUCGACUCUCUCAAAAGAAUCCUUAUUCCUCAGUCAGAGUGUUUGCAGAUUUCUCCACAUUUUGGGUGACCUUUGGGUUGUUUUCAUGUCUAUAUGUCUAUAUCAUUAGAUAGGUAUAAUAUUAUUGUCUAUAGUCACUUAAAUAUUUCUUUCAUCAUAGACAAUUCAAUCUCAAACCAUAGACGUUAAGCAGAGUUCAUAGACAUUCGGAUUCUUACACAAUAUGCUAUUAUCAGUAUUAUCACAAAUCGUGUACAAAUGACAAAACUCGUUGGGCUUGCUUGUUAAAGUAAGUUUAGUUUAGGUACCUAAACUAAAUGUGGUAUUUUCUAUAAAAAGUUACCUUAUUGUCGAUGGCGCUUACGCCAUUAUAAACGAUGCUCCGAUAUAAAUACAAUGCCGCGCGACGCUGUGCGGCGUAAGCGCCAUCGACAAUAAGGUCCCUUUUCAUAGAAAAUGCCCCAAAUAAUACCUACUGAAUAUCACUGAGUUAUUAUUACUAUAGAGACGACAUACCAAACAAUGAAAUUGUCGCAAUCACACCUGUACCACGCGACAGAAACCUCGUAAGCGCCGUAAAAUUCAUGGCGCACGCGUGAUGGUCGCGAGAUUCACGCUCCGCUUCUAUGGUUUGAUGCCAAAACGGCAGCAACUAAUGGCGCAAUAUACUGUGGUUCUCGGUGCCGGUUCUAUACGCUAGUAAUAAUAGUUCUAUGCUGAAUAUAUACUGUGAUAGGCCAGUUGUUUAGGUAAGCAUUUUAAGUAUAUUUAUUUUCUCUUUGAAGUAAGGAUAAUUAUGUUUUGCAUUGUGGCUAAGUAAAAUAGUCAGUCGUCGAGUAAAUACUCAAGAUAUGGUGUAUCACAAUUGAAGUGGCUUCGAAACUAUUUUAAAUUCCUAAGUAGGUAUAUAUUGUUAAAAAUUGAAUGCAUUAUUAUUUAGCAACACAUUGAUUUAAAAUUGAGUGGUACUUUUUACAUGCGUACAAACAGCAACCUUAUGCCUUUUGUAAUAAGGUCUACCGGUAGACAGUUAACAGCAGCGGUUCAAUUUGUACUGGUUAAUGGUUAAUUGCAAUUAACGUUCGGCCAACACUGGUUAAAAGUGUGGACACUGGUACUACCAAAGAGAAUAUAUAGGAUAGAGGGGGUACCUUAAUAGUAAAUUUUGUAGUAACAGUAAAUUUACUGCCAUCUAUCGACACACGAUUAAAACUAAAAAUAAACAUAUCAAGAAAUGUGACCCAUGUUCUUUCACUGAUAUGUGUUAAAAUUGUUAAAUAACAAACGAAACCGUCAGCGCCAUCUAAACGAGAAAAGACCAAAGGUUGGUAUUGAUGGUAGCGCCAUCUGUGCGAGAAUCAAAUUUUCUUGAUCUCCGAGGCACGUUUUUUCCUUAGACUUUAUUCAUCUUAUACGGUGUUAUAUAGGUCUUUGGUACUACAUAAAAAAAAAAAUUGGCCGAUAUACCUGAUUGUUCGUUUUUGGCUAAAGCAGAAUUUCUUGUUAAAAUAGUUGUUGUUGUAUUUAUUUAUGCAUUUUAGCCCAAAUGUACACUCAUUCUGUAGGUAGCUAUACAAUAUACAUAUAGUUAUUUUCUGUUCAUAUGUUACCUUAAAAUCUCGUUUCGAGUUAAACUAAACUAGUUUUAUCAAUGCCUUGGUUAUAGUUACUUUGACCUGUCAAAAAUAGAUUUAGCAAAAUGCUUUAGUGAAACCUAAAAUGGACUAUUUUUUUAAACCAACUUUAGUUAAAAAUAGUGUUGAUUAGUCAGCACAAUAACACAUUAAAUUAAACUGAUUUAUUUAAUAUAGGUAAUAUAAUAAAAUACAAAAAGUCUGUUUUGGUUCGCUGUUUGUUUAAUCUAAAACGCUCAUCCUCGCUUCGGUGAUCGCCGCACCCUUUCUUUAGACUCUGGUAGCACACCACGGAAAGUGAAUUGCCUAGUUAGAACUACUUUUAUGUGAAAGUCGCUGCGCGGGAACUCGUGCGUUCUGGUCUCUUGCCAAAGCUAUCCAGGGAAAUUUCUGCACGCCAUCUUUUCCGCCUCUGCACAUGGGAAAUGAUUCAUUGGCCCACGACGCAAAAGGCAAAGCCGAUCUUCUGGGUAAACUCUUUGCGUCCAACUCGACUUUGGAUGAUGGGGGAUACGCGCCGCCGACCAUACCGCGGUGCGAGAGCUGUAUGCCGAAUGUCCGGUUCAACCAAAGCUCAGUGAGUAAAGCACUUUUUUCCCUCGACACUCAUAAUUCGAAGUGGGCCCGAUGGAAUCCCUGCGAUUGUGCUGAAGAUGUGUGCAGUUGGCACCGGUCUUAACGCGUCUCUUUCGGGUCUCUUACUCUUCUGGCGUAGUCCCGACCUCGUGGAAGUCCGCUUUGGCGCACCCGUUCCCUAAAAAAGGCGACCGCUCAAAUCCGUCCAACUACAGGCCAAUAGCUAUAACCUUCCCUUUUCUCAAGAUAAUGGACUCCAUUAUCAACUGCCAGCUCCUUCGGUGCCCAGAGGACCACCAUUUGCUUAGUAAAAAAAUAAAAUAAAAAUAAAAUAAAAUUCAUUUAUUUCGGACGAUAUUACAAUCCAUAUUUUGUUAGUUACAAAUAUACUUAAAUUACUAUGUUAGUGCCUAAACUAAUAUGUUGGGAGGUCCAGUGCCUAAUUAGGGCACUGUCCGAUCUCCCUGCCACGACGGCCAGGAGACUGUGGCGGCUGUCGCGCACCCUACGGAGCGUCGCGGCGUAGCGCUUGCGCAGCGUCGCGUGGAAACCAUCCACAUGCGCGUCGGCGAACAUGCCCGACGCGCUGCAGAAUCGCGGCAGCCGCAACAGUACCCUGAACUCGUCCUUGUACUGUACACGCAUGGCAUUCAUAGAACACUGCGUGUACCUCGUCCACAAUACCGACCGACAAUACGGUUUCUGUAGAGGCCGCUCGGCUGAUGAUCUUCUAGUCUACCUAACACAUCGUUGGGCACAGGCGAUCGAGACAAAGGGUGAAGCAUUGGCUGUUAGUUUGGAUAUAGCAAAGGCCUUCGAUCGCGUUUGGCACAAACCACUUCUUUCGAAGCUACCAUCCUAUGGGCUUCCCGAAAGAUUAUGUGUAUGGGUCAGUAGCUUUCUAGCAGACAGAAGCAUAAAGGUCGUAGUUGACGGUGAAUGCCCAGACUCCAUGUCUGUGAAUGCUGGUGUCCCCUAAGGCUCUGUGCUAUCACCCACUCUAUUCUUUCUGCAUAUCAAUGACAUGCUGCAUAUCAGCGGAAUUCAUUGUUAUGCUGAUGAUAGUACUCUCGGGAAAAUGUCAUCGAGAGCCGGAACAAACUUGUGUCUGAAAGUGAGACUUCCCUAAAAAAAGUCUCUGGAUGGGGUCGACUUAACUUAGACCGUUUUAACCCUACCAAGACACAGGCUUGCGCGUUUACCGCAAGAAAGUUAAGAGUUUGUCGUGGCACCUCGUUUUGAGAGCACUCCCCUAAUUGCCGCAGCCAGUAUCGGAAUCCUUGGCGUCAACAUUUCGAGUAAAGUCUAGUUCCGCCGCCAUUUAGAGGGUAAGGCCAAUUAAAAAACGGUAAAAAACCGACCAAGUGCGAGUCGGACUCGCGCACAAAGGGUUCGGUACCAUUACGCAAAAAACGGCAAAAAAAUUACGUUUGUUGUAUGGGAGCCCCACUUAAAUAUUUAUUUUGAACAGAAAUACAUCAUCUGUGAAAAUUUCAACUGUCUAGCUGUCACGGUUCAUGAGAUACAGCCUGGUGACAGACGGACAGACAGACAGACGGACGGACAGUGGAGUCUUAGUAAUAGGGUUCCGUUUUUACCCUUUGGAUACGGAACCCUAAAAAAGCUCGGUGUGCUCAACAACAGAUCGACACAGUAUUUCACACCGGCCCACCGCCUACAGCUUGAUAAGGCGCAGGUUCGCCCGCACAUGGAAUACCUACUGUUCUCAUAUAUGAUCACCCCAACUUCUUCCUAUGGACCGCAUCCAACGAAGAGCGACUCGAAUUGUCCUUGGCGCUGCGGCCUACGGCGUUUGUUGCAGGCCCGGGCCUUAGGGAUGUGGCCUCGCUCUGCAUUUUCUAUCGCAUGUAUAACGGGGAGUGCUCCGAGGAAUUGUUCGGAUUAAUCCCUGCCGCUUCUUUUCGCCAUCGCCCAACGUGACAACAUUUCCAUCUUCACCACUUAGAUGGUUGGCAGUCUUCAACUGUGCGUUUCUCCAGAAACUCCCUGCCUCGCACAGCUAAACUGUGGAAUGAACUGUCGCCUGCGGUAUUUCCGGACCGAUACGACCUUCAAACCUUCAAGAAAAGAGCGUACUCCCAUCUUAAAGGCCGGCAACGCACUUACAACCCCUCUGGUGUUGCGGGUGUCCAUGGGCGGCGAUAAUCGCUUACCAUCAGGUGAUCCGUCUGCUCCACGUCUGCUCGUUUGCCUCCUAUAUCAUCAUAAAAAAAAAAAUAUGAGCAGUGGUUAAUUCUAGUUUUCGUGUUUCGAGGGAAAACGUGUUCAACUCAAACGGGUAUUUACGGUAACAUAUUAAUAUGUUAUGUUAUGUCAUAGUUGUAAUGUAAUAGAAACUUCGAUUUGUAAUGUAAUUUAUUUAGUGUAACUUUCAUUUGGAUAAUCAUAUUAUGUUGCCAAAAUUUAAAAAUAUUUAGCCUUAAUUAGCUGUAAGGUAUAUUGUACGAUAUUGUAAAUAGUAAAGAUUUAUUAAAUGAAAACAAUUUUUUAC